Limulus polyphemus (Atlantic horseshoe crab) is the source of this 2046-nucleotide messenger RNA. Its product is annotated as forkhead box protein D3-like. The transcript has a single exon. Bases 199 to 1320 code for a protein of 373 amino acids. Gene Ontology annotation, biological process: cell differentiation; regulation of transcription by RNA polymerase II; anatomical structure morphogenesis. Gene Ontology annotation, molecular function: RNA polymerase II cis-regulatory region sequence-specific DNA binding; DNA-binding transcription factor activity, RNA polymerase II-specific. The record is from RefSeq and is a predicted model, not a curated record. NCBI's taxonomy places the organism in Eukaryota, Metazoa, Arthropoda, Merostomata, Xiphosura, Limulidae.
UCUACUGCUAAACAGGGAACAUCUUUUGUAAACAGGCUUACAGUAAAAACAGACUUAUGAGGUUUCGCUUCCGUGCGUUAUAGUUUAUACUUCUAAUUUAGCUUUUGUCAAUGUUUAACCCUAUAAUAUAUAUUAGACUAUUACCCAACUCGAUGUGGGUCUCAAUGUUUGGCCUGUGAUGUGUAGCAGCACGACAUAAUGGCUACUUUGCACCGAACUGCUGCUUUCAUGACGCAAACAACUGGUCACUUGUUGACCGAUCAAAACAACGGUGACUGUACCGAUUACGAAGAUGACCUGUCAGUUCACGUCGAUUCGGACGAUCCCGAGUUGGCUGUCAGCACAAACUACCAAAUGAGUCCUCAACUUGAAGAAAAUUACACGGGUUCCAACGGUCAAGUGAAAAGUCCUAAAUCGGACACUAGUGAGGAAGUGACUCUAAAACCAGAGACGAGUAACCAGGACAAGUCGAAAUCCUGCUUGGUUAAACCACCGUAUUCGUACAUCGCACUCAUCACGAUGGCUAUCCUACAAUCGCCCGAGAAGAAACUGACUCUCAGCGGGAUCUGUGAGUUUAUCAGGAACAAGUUUCCGUUUUACCGAGAGAAGUACCCAAUGUGGCAGAACAGUAUUCGGCACAACUUAUCUUUAAAUGACUGUUUUAUAAAGAUUCCUCGCGAGCCGGGUAAUCCAGGAAAGGGGAAUUACUGGACACUGGACCCUGCCAGUAAGGACAUGUUUGACAAUGGAAGUUUCCUCCGUCGAAGGAAAAGGUACAAGCGCUUCCAGCCCGACUUCCUCAAGGACCCGUGUGCAUUUCUUUCCUCGGUGGAACCGUUUCGGCAUCACCCGACCAUCAUCCAUCCCACCAUAACUCCGGCGACCCUCACUAGCCCCUACCCGUACCUUUCGCCUCUGCCGCAGGCUGUGCCUCUCCUAACGGCGCGGGAUCACUCUAGGGCGUCCCUACACCCGAUUAGCUUGAGUUUACUGCCCAACCUGAGAGCACCUGCUGUGAUUUCGGCCUCCUUCCCUCUACGGCUUCCGACAACUUCAUCCAUUAUUACAAAUGCUCCAACUGGCUGCUUCUCUAACAACAGCAAGUCCAACAACUUCUCCAUAAAAAACAUUAUCGGACCCAAACAAAAUACUGUCAAAUGGAAUGAGCCACCAGCAAGACCAAUAGAUACCUUAUUUAUUCCACAAUUAACUAGUUCUUGCCAUUGUCCCUCAGCCAGGUUCGACUUAACCAAGAUUCGUCAUAUGCCUUCCUGCGCAAACUCGCACGUUUUCUCAACACUGUCGUUAUGGCCUCGGUGACUCGAGCUUUUUUUUUGUUUUUAUUUUUUGAUAAUUGCAUGUAUAAAAAUUCAGUUAUCAUGCAGAUGCGCUUUGUACACAACAGUUAUUACAUAUAUAUGAAAAGUGACUUCUGGUUUAUCCCCACACUAUAGCGUUAACCCAUCUCUCACCUCAAACCACGUGCUGAGGACAUACGUGCAAGUUCAUGUAUCCAAACUACGGUUGUUAUUCUAUUAUUGAGCUACGACUACACAUAUUCAUCUAACAAGAAAGCACGUGCUGAGAACACGUUUACGUGUUCAUGUGUCCGACCUGUGGGUGUUGUUGGACUAAUCACAGUGACUACACCUGGUCAUCUCCCAAGACAUCACUUCCUGGGGACAUAUUCACUUUUAUGCAAGACGGGUAGUGGACGUCGAGACUACAAACCAGCGCUACUACUGAUAUGCACGAGAAAACUUACACGUGCCGUGGAUAUAUAUAUUUUCCUUUAUUUUUAUCAGAAUUUUCAAGUUCCUAAAAUUGGCUAUAAGACAGGCAAGUGAUCUUGGUUUUGUAGGACAGUUUAUAUUAUGUUUUGAAAGUAAAUUAUACACGAAAUGUAGUAUUCUAGCUAGCUUGUAAAAAUAAUGUAUAAUAUAUAUGUUGUAUAUAGUUUACAGAAACUCUAUUAUUUGUGAGUGUUAUCUCUGACCAUUUGUGUAUGAAAUGGGCAUGAAAUGUAAAGUACAAAUUAUCUUUGUA